This is a messenger RNA of Colletotrichum tamarilloi, 1590 nucleotides long. RefSeq lists its product as uncharacterized. The transcript has 7 exons. The record is from RefSeq and is a predicted model, not a curated record. Gene Ontology annotation, cellular component: plasma membrane. Gene Ontology annotation, molecular function: transmembrane transporter activity. Gene Ontology annotation, biological process: transmembrane transport. Lineage: Eukaryota; Fungi; Ascomycota; Sordariomycetes; Glomerellales; Glomerellaceae. The coding region runs from base 1 to 1590 and encodes 529 amino acids.
AUGUCGAAAGAUCCGGAAAAAACAACCCGCGAGGAGAUUGAACAUGAGCUUCACAUCGAGGUCGUGCCUGGCACUGAGGUCAUGGCCGAUGUGUUGAAGCAUCAUCUCAUCAAGAGCGAACACUCGACGGUGGUUCUUGUCCCUCAACCAUCCCAGGACCCGCACGACCCUUUGAAUUGGAAAGCAUCAUGGAAGUGGUCUACAUUGGGCGCGGUCUCUCUAAUGACCUUCUCGCAAGGCUUUGCUCCAUUGUCUCUUGCGUCCAUGUUUCCAUACCUUAUUCGAGACUACAACAGCAACCUAGAAGACGUCAUUCAGUUUACGGGAGUGACCAUUCUGCUGCUUGGAUUCAGCAAUUUUAUAUGGGCUCCGAUUUCGUCCUCAUUUGGUCGACGCCCAGUCUUUAUUGUUUCUCAAUUAGUCUGUCUUGCGUCUCAUGUUCUUCGAGCGAAAGCCACAACAUACGGCUCUUUCAUGGGUGCUUGCGUACUUAACGGUAUCGGCGCCGGUCCCUCAGAGACUCUGCAACCGCAAGUCAUCGCCGAUAUUUACUUCCUACACGACCGUGGCCGCUGGAAUACACUAUACUGGGUCGUUUAUAUGGGAUCUUUGAUGAUUGCGCCGGUUAUUGCGGGCCCGAUGGCGGAUCAUGUUGGAUGGCAGAACUUUUGGUGGCUCAACGUUGCGCUGACAGGUGCCUCCAUUGUCUACGCCUUCUUUGGCUUCCCAGAGACAAGAUGGAUUCGUUCUCAGCCAACUCAAGACGCUGUCACAAUCGAAGUUGCCGACGAGACAUUGAACCCCACUCGGACUGCGGACAUGGACCCGUACCUUGGCAAGGGAACCCCCUCUAAGCAGCAGUGGUACCUGUUCCAACGCAACUCUUCGCCCCUUAAGACCAUCUGGUUCGACCUCUGGACUCCCUGGAAGCUUUUUGGAUUCCCCAUUGUGGUAUUUGCGUCGUUUGUUGUGAGCUGGAGUUGUAGCAACUUCCUCAUUCUAAACCUCACGCAGUCUCAAGUCUUCGCAGCACCCCCUUAUAAUAUGAGCUCGCAGUCUAUCGGCUUUACCAAUCUGGCAGUUCUUGUUGGUGCGCUGAUUGGACUCGUCACCGCUGGCCCCUUUAGCGAUUGGGUAUCCGCCCGCGCGACUGCUCGAAACAACGGCAUCCGCGAGCCUGAGAUGCGUCUCCCUGCUAUGAUUCCAUUCGUGAUCAUCAUGAUAUUUGGUAAUAUUAUCACCGCUAUUGGAUAUCAGAACCACUGGUCCUGGCCUAUCAUCGUAGUCCUCGGUUACGCCAGCGCAGGCAUCCAGGUUGCUGCUUUACCCAGUAUCGCCAGCACCUACGCCAUCGACUGCUACAAGCCAGUGACUGGUCCUCUCAUGGUUGCUAUCACGGUGAACAAGAACGUGUGGGGAUACGGCAUGGGUAAAUUCAUUACCCCUUGGACAAUACAGGCAGGGUUCAUACCGGCUUUCAUGACUAACAUGGCGCUGACCGUCUUUUUCUGUGCUUGCGGGACGAUAUUUUACUUCUAUGGCAAGACAUUCCGUAGGUGGACUAGGAACAGCACCGUCCACAACUUGUAG